Messenger RNA from Brenthis ino (lesser marbled fritillary), 1341 nucleotides. Lineage: Eukaryota; Metazoa; Arthropoda; Insecta; Lepidoptera; Nymphalidae. The record is from the annotation of a GenBank genome assembly.
AUGAGUGAAUUGAGGCAGCGUCGAGCUGACGGAGACGGUAACGAAAAAGUGGAAACUGCUGGAGAAUCUGAUCAUGUGGAUUCCGAAGAGGAGAAGGUUUUAGAAGAAAAGUAUGUGGAUGAACUAGCGAAAUCAUUGCCUCAAGGAACUGAUAAAACUCCUGAGAUUCUGGAUUCGGCGCUCUCUGGAUUAUCUUCACGAUGGAGGAACUGGGUAAUACGAGGAAUCUUUACCUGGCUGAUGAUUGGGGGAUUCUGUUUACUCAUUUAUGGUGGACCUUUGGCUCUGAUGAUAACAGUACUAUGUGUGCAAGUGAAAUGUUUUGAAGAAAUCAUCAAUAUUGGAUAUGCUGUGUACAGAGUGCAUGGCCUGCCAUGGUUCCGCUCCCUCUCUUGGUACUUCUUACUUACAUCCAACUACUUCCUUUAUGGGGAGAACUUGAUUGAUUAUUUCGGUGUUGUGAUUAAUAGAACGGAUUAUCUCCGUUUCCUGGUCACCUACCACCGUUUCAUAUCGUUCAGUUUGUACUGCGUUGGAUUUGUCUGGUUCGUCCUGUCGUUGGUGAAGCGGUAUUAUAUGCGCCAAUUCAGCCUCUUCGCCUGGACCCACGUCGCUCUGCUCAUCGUGGUGACUCAGAGUUACCUGAUCAUCCAAAAUAUAUUUGAAGGUCUUAUCUGGUUCAUAGUACCAGUUUCUAUGAUUAUCUGCAACGAUGUGAUGGCCUACGUGUUCGGUUUCUUCUUUGGCAAGACUCCUCUGAUCAAACUAAGCCCUAAGAAAACGUGGGAAGGCUUCAUAGGUGGAGGAGUCUCUACUGUUGUUUUUGGACUAGUGUUGGCCUACAUGAUGUCGCAAUAUCCGUAUCUAGUAUGUCCAAUCGAGUACUCGGAGUCGUUAGGCCGCAUGACCAUGGACUGCGAGCCGUCGUCACUGUUCCGUCUGCAAGAAUAUACCCCGCCGCAAUUCUUACAGCCAGUCAUGAAAGUUUUUGGUCGUGACAAAAUGACCAUGUACCCAUUCAUGAUCCACUCGUUGGCGCUCAGCAUCUUUAGCUCGGUCAUCGGACCGUUUGGAGGUUUCUUUGCUUCUGGGUUCAAACGUGCUUUCAAAAUUAAGGACUUUGGUGACGUGAUUCCGGGUCAUGGCGGCAUCAUGGAUCGCUUCGACUGCCAGUUCCUGAUGGCCACCUUCGUCAACGUCUACAUCACCAGCUUCAUACGCACCGCCACGCCCCAGAAACUGCUGCAACAGGUGUACAAUUUGAAGCCAGAACAACAAUUGCAACUGUUCUACGCCCUGAAAGAGUCGCUCGAGAAUAGAAACAUUCUCAACAUGGUACCU